AUGGGUACCCAGAAGUGUACCCAGCCAGUGUAUGGCAGGGCGGGCCAGUUGACUGGGUCAACUGCCCAGUCAUCAUUGACUGGUGAAAGUGAACAGUGGUGGUGGGUCCUUGCUGUCAUUGAGGGGCUGGGCCCCACCUGUAAGUGGCUCAGGCCACCUCCCUCCUGUGCAGAGGGGAGGGGCAAGGGCGUGGUGGCCGGACCUGGCCCCGGCAAGGCCAUGGUCGAGACCGGCAGUGGGGUAUGCGGAGCAGGGCAGAGGGUGUGGUCAGACGCGACGAGCGGCCAGCGUGGUAGAGCAGGCUUGGCGGUGCAGCGGCAGGGCGUCGGCCAUGGGGUGGAGCGCGAGGCGGGCGGCAACGGCGCGGGCAGGGGGCUGGGCCCCACCUAUAAGUGGCUCAGGCCACCUCCCUCCUGUGCACACGGGAGGGGCAGGGGCGUGGUGGCCGGACCUGGCCCCGGCAAGGCCAUGGUCGAGGCCGGCAGUGGGGUAUGCGAAGCAGGGCAGAGGGUGUGGUCAGACGUGACGAGCGGCCAGCGUGGCAGAGCAGGCUCGGCGGUGCAGCGACAGGGCAUCGGCCGCGGGGUGGAGCGCGAGGCGGGGGCAACGGCGCCGGCAGGCGAUGGAGGCAGCAGGGGAGGCUGCGGCGGUGCGGGCCACGGUAGGUGCGAGCGCUCCGGGGAGGAGCAGCACGGCGGGUGCGGCUUGGCGCGGCUGCGGGCGUGCGCGACAGCACGCCGGGCGGGGCGAGGCCGCGGUGAGCGCGGUCGGCGCACGUACGGUGCGGUGGUCAAGGGUGUGCGCCAGCGCGGUGGUCGGAUCGACGACGGAGUGCAGGGGAGCAGGAGGCCGCUGGCCUCACCAGCGUUGAAGAGAAGCGGGGCGGCGAGGCUCGUUGGAGCCGUCGAGGUGGAGGCGAGGCAGCGACGGUGGAGCGGCGCCGGGCGACGAGGUCCUCGGGCAGCGGCGCGUGGCGGCGCCGGGAGCGGAGCGCCGUCCAGAUCGGGUCGAGCGAGGAGUCGAGGAAGGGGCUGCGGGGACAAGGCAGGGCGGCGGGGUCUGGCGACGGCGCGGUCGGGGCUCAAUCCAGAAUCGGGCGAGGGAGAGGGAGCGGAGUGGAUCGAGAGGUGGGGAAAGUGGGGAUAG
Messenger RNA from Aegilops tauschii subsp. strangulata, 1146 nucleotides. The record is from RefSeq and is a predicted model, not a curated record. NCBI's taxonomy places the organism in Eukaryota, Viridiplantae, Streptophyta, Magnoliopsida, Poales, Poaceae.